UCGCGGAGAGCUUAGAAGUGUAGCUUGUAGUAACUUGUUUCACCGCUGGGUAAACGGGACCGCUCGGAUGCGCAGUGGUCCAGUGAAUUAAAUUGAUGGUCCUGAGGUCUGAAUCGCGUAUUACUGUAAGGACAACGGCUUGGCAGUAUAUGUCGUCUCUUCUCUUUAGUCAGAGUGGAGACGUUUUGAAUGGUAAUUGACUAUUCUAAAAUAUUUCAAGAACAUUUUUUUCCUUUUCUAGACAGGAGUCUGCAUCCAAAUCAGAUACCAUUUUCUGAUGGACUAUUAAUGCCAGCCAAUAUAAUGCGUUUUGGCAGGUAGAGAAAAUUGCAUUUAGUUCCUUUUGAAGAGCCAUGGCGGUCCAUGCCCUUACUGGAUUUUCGGUGGUCAGCUUGUUGAGUUUUGGUUACCUGUCCUGGAACUGGACAAACCCCAACCAGGUGGAGUACGAGCCAGUGUUGGACGGCAAGGACAAAGGGUCUCCGUUGACUCCCCGAAAACCCCCUCACAUUAUUUUUAUUCUGACCGACGAUCAGGGGUUUCAUGACGUCGGCUACCACGGUUCUGACAUCCGAACGCCGACGCUGGACAAGCUCGCGGCAGAGGGCGUGAAGCUGGAGAAUUACUACAUCCAGCCGAUCUGCACGCCCUCGCGCAGUCAGCUGAUCACAGGCAGGUACCAGAUCCACACGGGACUGCAGCACUCCAUAAUCCGCCCCCGGCAGCCCAACUGCCUGCCCCUGGACCAGGUGACCCUGCCCCAAAAACUGCAGGAGGCGGGCUACGCCACCCACAUGGUGGGCAAGUGGCACCUGGGCUUCUACAAGCGGGAGUGCCUGCCCACGCGGCGCGGGUUCGACACCUACUUCGGCUCCCUGACGGGCAGCGUGGACUACUACACCUACGACUCGUGCGACGGGCCGGGCAUGUGCGGCUACGACCUGCACGAGGGGGAGGGCGUGGCCUGGGGCCGGGGGGGCAAGUACUCCACCCACCUCUACACCCAGCGGGUGCGCAAGAUCCUGGCCGCCCACGAUCCCCGCCGGCCCGUCUUCAUCUUCCUGUCCUUCCAGGCGGUGCACACGCCCCUGCAGUCCCCGAAGGAGUACCUGCACCAGUACCGGGACGUUGUGAACGUGGCCCGCCGCAGGUACGCCGCCAUGGUGUCCGCGGUGGACGAGGCGGUGCGCAACGUCACCUACGCCCUGCGCAAGUACGGCUUCUACCGGGACAGCGUCCUCGUCUUCUCCACCGACAACGGCGGCCAGCCCUUCGCCGGCGGGAGCAACUGGCCCCUGCGGGGGCGCAAGGGCACGUACUGGGAGGGGGGCAUCCGCGGGGUGGGGUUCGUCCACAGCCCCCUGCUCCGGCGGCGGCGGAGGGUGAGCCGAGCGCUGGUGCACAUCACCGACUGGUACCCGACGCUGGUGGCGCUGGCCGGGGGCAACGUGUCGGCCAGCGACGGGCUGGACGGGUACGACGUGUGGCCGGCGCUCAGCGAGGGCAAGGAGUCGCCGCGGCGGGAGAUCCUGCACAACAUCGACCCGCUCUACAACCACGCCAAGCACGGGUCGUGGCAGGACGGCUUCCGCCUGUGGAACACGGCGGUGCAGGCGUCCAUCCGCUCCGGCGACUGGAAGCUGCUGACGGGCGACCCGGGCUGCGGCGACUGGAUCCCGCCGCAGACGCUGGCGGGGUUCCCCGGGAGCUGGUGGGACCUGGAGCGCCGCACGCAGGCCGCACGCAAGUCCGUCUGGCUCUUCAACAUCACCGGCGACCCCUACGAGCGCUACGACCAGGCCGACCAGCGGCCCGACGUGGUGCGGGAGCUGCUGGCCCGCCUGGCCCACUACAACCGCACCGCCAUCCCCGUCCGGUACCCGGCGGAGGACCCCCGGGCCAACCCCGAACUGAACGGGGGCGCGUGGGGCCCCUGGGCGGGGGACGACGAGGAGGACGACUGGGACAGGUUCCACGACAAGAAGGGAAAGGCCAAGAGGAAGUGCAAGCGCUGCAAACUGAGGUCCUUCCACCGCAAACUCAACUCCGGGUUCAUGUCCAACAGAAUAUAGCCUGGCAGCGUUUGGCACAAGCUCAGGCCCUGUCCAGCCCUGGUCCUGGAUGGCCGAACGGUGUGUUGCUGGUUUUUACUUUCACCCAUAAUGACCCGCCAGUUCAGAACCAAGAGAACCAGGCGGGGCGAGUCAACUGUGUAAUCAACUGCUUUAACUGACCCGUUAAAUGGUGAGUAACUGGUGCGAAAACCAGUUUAAAGCCAGUGCGCCAUCCAGCCCUCCAAGGCCAGGGCUGGGCAGCCCUGCACCAGGCCUCCCUCUAACUGCCCGACUUCUAACGAGCGACUUAAAGCACCGAACUGGGCUCUCAGAACGCAACCAGAACUUAAACACGAGCCGUUUUUUCCCCCGGUGCCGGCUGAGUGAUCUUUACGGGUGGUUUUAUCGUGGGAGGUGCACUUAUUUCCACUGUUUACUUCACAACCCGGUCGCCUUUAUUUGUAGAUUGUGUACUCGGCUAGUCACGCCCGACCGACUUUACUGUCCGUCGGAGACAAAGAAAUGGGAUGUUUUGCUCUUGAGUGUCUUUAGCUGAGCGGCCAUUUGAACAUUGUGUUUUGUUUUUAUUGAUGUGUAAGCUAACAGAGUGUAAGAUUUAAUGUCCCGGAGGCAGUCAUUGUGGGGACUCUUUCUAGGCUCUUUCUUGAAUACCCCAAAAUGAAGGAACAACAAACAAGUUCCCCCUGCUUUCGGACACAGGGCACAAAGCUGGUAACUUUUCCGACUUGUGUGAUGCCUUUCGCCCAUUGCUGCGACUGUUUAUCCGAGUCCUGUCUUGACGCGUUGAGUUAUGAGCCAUUUGAAUCGCAAUCCCGCGCUGUGUACACAGGAAAGGUGAACACCAGGAAUGCGUGUUUUAGCGACGUCACAACCGGAAUAUAUGCCUUGAACAUCUUGGCUCUUGUGAUCUCGACAGGGUGGUAUUUGUGGACCAAAGCGCUUUCAGCAUUGUGCAGACCUGAUCUGAGACGUUUUGUACAAGGUUAAAAUGAUGUUGAAAAUAUUGUGUAAGAAGCCACAUAACAUUACAUUCCAAUCUCUUAACAUACGCUCUUAUCCAAAAGCGGACGGAGGACAUCAAUGUUAGUCACAAGAAGUGUGAUAUCACCAAGAAGACAUACGAAGGCCCAUCUAUAAUCAAUAAGUGUAAAGUUUUUUUUUUAAGUAUAUUAUUUUAUGGCCUUUUCAGCUUUAUUGGACAGGAUAAUGUAGAGAGACAGGGAGAAUGGGGAAUGAGAGAGAGGGAGAGAGACAUGCGACAAGAGUUGUGCAACCUGCUGACGUCGCAGUUUGCAGUGAGUGUAUGGAGAGUGCUCUACAGGCUAUGCCACGAGACCCCCCCCCCCAAUAAGUGUACUGUUAACCUUAACACAGCUAUGCCUAUAGCAUUAUUAUCCCAAAAGAAAAUCCAAAAACUCCCAUUAGCAUUGUUGAGUGAUGUAUCCUUUAUUAAAUACUCUCCAGUAAAAUUCAAACUGCAUAAAUGAGUGAUGAGAGAAUUUGGGGGACGUUGGGCAAUAUUGAGGGCAUGAAUUUUAUGAGGCUUUUGCUAAACUAAUAAACCGCGAAUGGUCAUAAAGUUUAACGUACUGUCUCUCAUCGGAGAACCCUGUCAGUAGAGGGAGAGGAAAGGAAUGUGCCUUUUUGACCUUUGACCCUGUGACCUUCUGGGUGGUCCCGGGCCCUCGCUGUUCCCGACGGGACACGCUAUUGGACGGUGCAACGUGGGGGAAAUUAAACUCUCGUGUUUUGGUUCUUGCCGACAGGAACGUUCUGGCAAUAUGCGCAGUUAGAAAUGCCCGUUCUGCAGCUGUGGGGGGGAUGAGUUGGAUGGUGAAGGCUGCAGUUUGUCCUUAGCUGGCAUUCCUUACCGCCCCCCCCCCCCCCUCCACCCCACACCCCCCUCCCCCCUCCCGCCCAUACUUUUUGGAAACCUCAGCAGACACCGGCAGCCACAGACCGGUACAGGCCCCCAGGCUGUUUCAUUUCAUAACUGUGAAAACAGCCGUCUGUCUCCUGGACACAUAACUUCACAGGGCCUCAAAUGAAAACAUAUCAGGACGCAAAAUGGCGGCCUUGUGUCCUAUGAAAGCAACCACACCCCAGGCCCCCAAACAAAACAAAAAAAAAACUGUCCUCUUUUCAGCACUUUGUCACGCUCUGCUUUUCCCGCCCCUGUCUCGAUUCCCCUCCCCCGCUCCAGUACAGGGCACGUCCAGUCAAUUAAAAAACAAAUCCUCAUGUAGCACGUUGAUCACAAUACACUUCACUUCACGGCUGACGGCAGCCGAAAAACCCACACAAAAGCAAGCCUAGGGGCGGCGGUGGCUGGGAAAAACUCCCUGGAUGCCGUGUAGGAAUAAACCUUGAGAAGGACUAGACUCAACAAGGGGCAGUCCGUCCUUCUCUUACCGGGUCCUGGUGUGGGUUUGUGUUGCCCGACGUGGUCAGGUCAAAAAAAAGCCCAACUCACUGGAUGACUGGUUGUGGUUCGACAGAUAAAGGAGGUGGUCCUGACCAGGGAGGAAGGGACUUCCCCCACCUGUGGGAGGUGGAUAACAGAACAAGACAAACAAAAACAGGGCUGAACUGCUGAAAAGAGGGACUUGAAUGCUUUUGUCUGAUUCUCAUUGCAGCAUACUGGAGUGGAGUUAUUACCCAGCUACUGUAUGACAACGGCAGGAAAUCUCAAUACAGUGUCAUUAUCGUUAGGCCACAGGCCUCAAGUUUGGUCUACCUAGACUCACCUGUCAUUCUGCAAAUGUGAUUGGCAAGGUGCCUGUUUUGCAUCACAUAGCAAAUCUUCUUUGACCCGAUGGGUUAUUUAUUGAAUUAACACUGCCUGUGGCUUAGGGUCAAAUGCUCUCCAUUCUCUGAGUCGGGAUCCACUCCAGGUUUCUUUCUGGCCACUGUCACUCUUGGCUUGCUUUUGGAAGCCUAGACCAAAAAUCUGUCUGUAAAGUGUUUUUUUGAGACCUUUAUGAAAUUUGCUAUACAAAUAAAACUAAAUUGAACUGAA
Molecule: messenger RNA, 5094 nt
Organism: Anguilla rostrata (American eel)
Lineage: Eukaryota; Metazoa; Chordata; Actinopteri; Anguilliformes; Anguillidae
Product: arylsulfatase I-like
Exons: 2
Coding region: 354-2072 (572 amino acids)
Source: RefSeq, a predicted model, not a curated record